UUACACAUUACAUGUCACGUUUAAUGAAGAUUUAACAUAAUGUGCGACAUUAUGUAGCUAUAUCAUGCGUCAGAACCAUGUAAUUAGCGUCGCAGUCUUUUAUAUAUAUAUAAUGCUUCGUGCUAGCAGCUAAGCGCUGUGAUUAGCUACACUUUCAGUAGAAUUAAAUGUCAUAGAGUCCGCUGUAUUUAUCAUCAAACUUCAAACGAGCUAUGUCGAUGAUAUCUCAUGGCUUUAAAAGCAGCAAGCAAGACUUCACAUUUGGGCCAUGGAAAGUCACCUCAGCAAAAACCCAUAUAAUGAAAUCUAAAGAUAUCGAGCGGUUAGCUGAGGAGAUGCACAUGCCGUCUCUCCCAGAGAUGCUUUUUGGAGACAACGUGCUGCGCAUUCAGCACACCGACGGCUUCGGCAUCGAGUUCAAUGCUAUCGAUGCCCUCAAGCGCGUCAACAAUUUACAACACUCGGUACAAGUGGCAUGUGCCCAGGAGUGGCAGGAAAGCAGAGCCGAUUCUGAGCACAAGGACGUAGUAAAGCAUUAUGACUGGACGUAUACAACAGAUUACAAAGGGACGUUGCUUGGUGAAGACCUGCAGAUAAAGGUGUCUGCUACAUCAGAUCGGAUAGACCUGGAGAAACUGAAAGCUCGGGAGCAGAUCAUGUUCUUCGAGGAAGUGUUGUUGUUUGAGGAUGAGCUCCAUGAUCAUGGUGUAUCUAUGAUUAGUGUGAAAAUUAGAGUGAUGCCCACUAGUUUCUUUGCGCUGCUGCGCUUCUUCCUGAGAGUGGAUGGAGUUUUGAUUCGGAUCAACGACACACGGCUCUAUCACGAGGCUGGGAAAAACUACAUGCUGCGGGAGUUCAGCUCACGAGAAAGUAAAGUGUCAGCACUUCAGCAUGUUCCUCCUGCCUUGUACACAGAACCUAAUGAGAUUGUUCAGCAUUUACCACUGACCAUCAUGGAGUGCGAGAAACUCGAAUUCCCAGAGCAACAGCCACCAACCGAGUCUCCACAGUGACCCAUAGAUUACGCGUCAAACCUCAGAGUGCUGAUCUAGGACCAGUCUGUUGCAGCUUUCUGACUACAACUACAGUAUAUGCGCAGUGACCGCUGAACCCAGAUCAGCAUUCAGACAUUGAGACUUUUGAUGCCUGUGAACCCAGAAAUGGAGCUGUAACAAGCUGCAGGUCUGUAUCUUCCUAGAAUGCAAGUCCAUCAGCUCUCUUUAAAAACUUUUAUAAGGAAUCAAACACUUACUGUAUGCCUCAGUCACUGUUACUGGAUCAUUAAAUCUGUUUGCGUUGUAUUCACACACACACAAUGUAACCAAAAUGUCAAAGCUUGAUUACGAUGAUAACAGGGAUUUUUUUUUCUGAAACCAGUAGAAAGAGACACGUAUUGUUGGUUGAUUAUUGGUCUGAGGUGUGUUGAAAUACAAGAAUUGAAAAGUGUUUGUGUAAUGGUCACUCUUCUCUCUUUUUGUGUUUUACAUAAAUAAAUCAGAAAAUAAAGAGGUAAUGUAAAUAAUAGAAACAAAAUCCUUGAUUUUUUUUAAUCAGUCUGUAUGUUGUUAUGGUUGUAAUUGUCAAAUUAUAAAUAAGAGUUCUGAAAAAGAAAUGAUUCAGUCGGUGGGGCUAGAUAAGAGCUCAGCUUAUAUCAUCACCAUAUAAAUUCAAAGCUGUUGAUGUCAAAUGUGCAAUUACAGAGUACACAGAUUCACACCUGCGUGCUGAGCAAACUAGAUGUACAACACAGCCAGUAAUGAUAACAUACAAGAUCACAUUCAUUAAGGCUUCUAGUGUGGAACGACCAAAAACCUGCAGCUCAUCUGUUUUAUUCAAUGUUGACAUCAGGGAAGUUUACAUGCACAGUUUCUUAUUGAUCACAACUCAUAAUAUCUUUUUCUUCGAAUAUUUUGGAUGUUUCGCAUAAAUUUGUUCAAAUUUUCUAUGUACAUAUACAGAACAGUUCUAUCAUUUAUAUUAAGAUAAAUUAGACAAUGUAUUAAUGUAAAGGCUUUACACUAUUGUUUUUUUUGUUUGUUUGUUUGUUUUAUUUUUUUAAAAAACAAUUUACUGACAAUUUUGAAAAACAACACAAAAAGGAGUAAUAACGCAUGCACUGUAAGAAAGAGUAAUAUGGACAGUUUUGCAGCUAAUGAAAAGCAGACAAAUGGUAUAUUCUUGCGAAGGACAUUUCAUAAUUUGUGCUCCAUUAAUAGGAAGUCAAUUCACUUUGUCUUUUCAAUAGGAAGUCAAUUCACUUAUAUGUAUGUAUGUAUGUAUGUAUGUGUGUGUAUAUAUAUAUAUAUAUAUAUAUAUAUAUAUAUAUAUAUAUAUAUAUAUAUAUAUAUAUAUAUAUAUAAUGUAUAUAUAUAUAAUGUAUAUGUAUGUGUGUAUAUGUAUGAAAGGAAAUUUCCGGGAGGGGGAUAUCUAAAAUGAGUGAUUUGUUAAUAUGUAUGUGGAUUUGCUCUGUACUAUUAUUUUAUUGUUUCUCUUUUUUCCCCACUUUAUUGCCAUUUCUAUUUGUUAAACAUGUCAGUGAUUUGGCAGUACUGUAAUUGCUGUAACGGUCAUGUCAAUAAAACUGAAUUGAACUGAAUUGAACAGUA
Ictalurus punctatus (channel catfish) is the source of this 2606-nucleotide messenger RNA. RefSeq names its product TIP41, TOR signaling pathway regulator-like (S. cerevisiae) (gene tiprl). Gene Ontology annotation, cellular component: cytosol. The transcript is spliced from 8 exons. The coding region runs from base 213 to 1013 and encodes 266 amino acids. Gene Ontology annotation, biological process: TOR signaling. NCBI's taxonomy places the organism in Eukaryota, Metazoa, Chordata, Actinopteri, Siluriformes, Ictaluridae. The record is from RefSeq and is a predicted model, not a curated record.